UGCCAGGAAAUCCGCGGCGGCGGUGGCGGCGGAGGUGGUGGAGGUGGUGGCGGUGGCGGCGGCGGCAGCGGCGGUGGCGGCGAUUCCCAGCGGGGCAGAGACCGGCUGGCUCCCGGCUCCUCUAAGAGCUGGCGCCGGGGUCCGGGCGCGCCGGGCGCCGUACUUUCCCAAAAACAGACCUUGAUAUCAGUCAAAUAUACUACCAUCUGUUAAAGAAAACCUAGCCUUAAGUGAAUGUAUGAUAUAUGAAGAUACAGAAGCCAAUUCAGUUGAUUCAAAAUGGGAACAACAAGUGAUGAGAUGGUGUCUGUGGAACAGACCUCUUCGUCCUCCUUCAACCCCCUGUGUUUUGAAUGUGGCCAGCAGCACUGGACGAAAGAAAACCACCUGUACAAUUAUCAGAAUGAAGUGGAUGAUGACCUGGUCUGCCAUAUCUGCCUUCAGCCUCUGCUGCAGCCACUAGAUACACCCUGUGGACACACAUUCUGCUGCAAGUGCCUCCGAAACUUCUUACAAGAGAAGGAUUUCUGCCCUUUGGAUCGGAAAAGACUUCAUUUUAAGCUGUGUAAAAAGUCUAGUAUUCUAGUUCAUAAACUUUUGGACAAAUUACUAGUACUGUGUCCAUUUUCUUCAGUGUGCCAAGAUGUAAUGCAACGUUGUGAUCUGGAGGCACAUCUUAAGAAUAGGUGUCCUGGAGCAUCUCAUCGGAGAGCUGCCCUAGAGAAAAGGAGAGCCAGUAAAACACAGACAGAACUGGAGUGUGAAAAUGGAUCCACUCUAGUAGAUCUUGUAGGUACUUUGUCACCUGAAGCAGACUGUUCUGAGUCUGGCACCAUGUCUGCUGAGCGCAACCUGACCUCAGUGUCUCUUCCCACGAGGACUGAGGACCCUGGCCUGGACAACCCUGCUUUUGAGGAAAGCGCCACAGCUGAUGCCACACAACAGCCACUUAGUUUACCAGAAGGUGAAAUUACCACGAUUGAAAUCCACCGGUCUAAUCCUUAUAUUCAAUUAGGAAUUAGCAUUGUGGGUGGCAAUGAAACGCCACUGAUUAACAUUGUUAUCCAGGAAGUCUAUCGGGAUGGGAUAAUCGCCAGAGAUGGAAGACUCCUUGCUGGGGACCAGAUUCUUCAGGUCAACAAUUACGAUAUCAGCAAUGUGUCCCAUAACUAUGCCAGAGCUGUCCUGUCCCAGCCCUGCAGCACGUUGCAUCUCACUGUGCUUCGAGAAAGACGCUUUGGCAACCGAGCUGGCAACCAUUCUGAUAAUAACUCUCCACGAGAAGACAUUUUCCAUGUGAUUCUUCAUAAACGAGACUCUGGUGAACAACUGGGCAUCAAACUUGUACGAAGUACAGAUGAGCCAGGUGUUUUCAUUCUUGAUCUGUUGGAAGGGGGCUUGGCUGCCCAGGAUGGGCGGCUGAAUAGCAAUGACAGAGUGCUCGCCAUCAAUGGACAUGACCUGAAACAUGGGACUCCUGAACUCGCUGCUCAGAUCAUUCAGGCUAGUGGAGAGAGGGUGGAUUUGACCAUUGCUCGGCCAGGGAAACCCCAGCCUGGUAACGUGGUCCGAGAAACAGGAACUCAGAGUGGCAGCCAGCACCACACUCAGCCGCUUUAUCACAUCAGACCCAGCACACACAAGGAUCUUACCCAGUGUGUUACAUGCCAAGAAAAACACAUUACUGUAAAGAAGGAACCACAUGAGUCCCUUGGAAUGACAGUAGCGGGAGGCAGAGGAAGUAAGAGUGGUGAACUGCCCAUCUUUGUGACCAGUGUUCCACCUCAUGGCUGCCUCGCACGUGACGGCAGAAUCAAGAGAGGUGAUAUAUUGCUGAAUAUCAAUGGCAUUGAUUUGACCAAUUUAAGCCACGGUGAGGCCGUGGCUAUGCUGAAAGCCAGUGCUGCAUCCCCCGCUGUCGUUUUGAAAGCACUCGAGGUCCAGAUUGUUGAGGAGGUGACCCAGACCACAGAAGAGCAGCCAAGCACUUUCAGUGAAAAUGAAUAUGAUGCCAGCUGGUCUCCAUCAUGGGUCAUGUGGCUUGGACUUCCAAGCGCUCUUCAUAGCUGCCAUGAUAUUGUCCUGCGAAGAAGUUACUUGGGAAGUUGGGGCUUUAGUAUUGUUGGUGGCUACGAAGAGAAUCACACCAACCAGCCUUUCUUCAUUAAAACCAUUGUCUUAGGAACUCCAGCUUAUUAUGACGGAAGAUUAAAGUGUGGAGACAUGAUCGUGGCUGUAAAUGGCCUAUCCACCAUAGGCAUGAGCCAUUCUGCGCUGGUUCCUAUGUUGAAGGAGCAGAGAAACAAAGUCACCCUGACUGUUAUUUGCUGGCCUGGCAGUCUGGUGUAGAGUUUUGAAUUCGGUUUGUGGUCAAACAUCUUCCUCUUUGAAGUUUUGAAGAAAAAAACCCUUUAGUUUUCUUGCAUUUCUGGUAACCAAGAGCUACUGACACAGCUGGUAAAUAUAAUAAGCAGGGCCAAAACCCACUACCAUUGCCAUUAGGUUUUGAUUUCACUGAUUUUUUUCAGUUUAGCCACAUUUAUUUCAACUUGAAACAGUCUUCCACUAAUUCCUGUAAGCUCAUAUUCUCAGAAAUUGAAUGAUUAGUUGUAAGACUGUCCUGUAACAAUAAGUGAACCCUGCCCAGACUGUGAUCAGCCAGUAGGUUAGUGCACUCCUAUGGUUCUGAGUUUGCAGUAAUUGAAUCAUAAAACGAGUCACACAUGCCACAGCAAUGGAGCCAGUUGCAACAGUAUUUUCUGCCACUGUGGCAACCACUGUCAUGAAUAAAUACAUUGUAAAUUUGGAUGAUAAUAACCCUUCCCCAUUUUUCAUUGGUGCCAACAUUUCAAAAAGUCAUAUUGUUUAUAAAAUGAUUUUUCUAGCUUAUUUUAUUUCUAUUUUAAUUUCUCAGUGCUCCUAAUGUUGAAGACCCAAGUCUGACACUACUAAAGAGAGUUUUUUUUUUUUUUUUAUGUGCUUUAGAAUAGUGGAAAAUAAAAGAAUGCUAUCCAGUGACAAAGGAAUUUGGGAGAUAAUUAUAGCUUAAUGCUAUAAAUGGCAAAAAUUCAAAAGCAUUAAAGAUUCAUUUCCAAAGGAAUGUUUUGCUAAGUAGGAAAAUUUUGAAGCAGUUUUUUGCUUAAAAAAAAAAAAUCAUUUUCUAGAAUUUCUAUUAUACUUAUCAGCAGGCUUUGCUGGAAAUGUUUUUGUGAUUUAUGUAAUUAAACUAGAUGAUUAAGAUAAAAUCAUGUUGCUAUUAAGUACACUCAUAUCACCGUUAACUAGGCAAAGGGAGAUCUUUUUUAUUUCAUCCUAAUAAUGAACCUUGACUGUUUUAGAGACCCUUACACUUUUCAUUAUCUUUUUAUCUGGACUUAGUUAUUCGAGAAAAAUACUGAAAUUUUUUUUUAAUCUGAAGUAAUAAGUUUUAGAUUUAGUAUUUCAGUCAGUUCUGUUUUAUAUCUUUUUGAAAGGUUUUUGAAAACUAUGCUUAGUCUGCUUUGUUUGUCCUUCAUUCAACACGGUCCUCUGGAAAGGAGUGAAUAAGAAAAUGCAUCUUUACCUUGUCAUAUAACGCAUACUUGAAAAAUGUUUCUCUUAGAAACCUGGUUCAGCAUCUGAGCUAAUUUACAAGUGACCUCUGUAAUAAAUAGUAUUAUCAGAGAAUGUAUUCAGAAACACUACAGUUUACUAGGAAGCAUGACCACUUUAUAUUCAAACUUAACAAUGUCAUUGCUGGAACUUAUUGUAUCUGUAGCAUGUCACUGAUUACACUGUUUUUAUAAUGAUUUUUUUAAACUUAUCACUUUUGAAUAAAUGGCAACAAUAAUUGCUACUGAAUUACUCAACCUCUUAGUUACACUGUAUAAUCAACAUAUAGCUAAUAUACAGUGGAAUGCCCCAUACAGUAUAUUACUGUUAUAUGAUGAUUGACCUUUGAAGCAAUUUGAUGUUAAAAUGCUUUGAUAUUAUAUUUGAGAUGGAAUAAGUUGAUUUUUUUUUCUGAUCCCCCCCAAAAAAAAAAAUUUGUAGCUUACUCUACUAUUUUUUUUAAAUUUUGUAAGAAUCUGCUCUCUUGGGGAGUGACCAUCCACUAACAAAUAUCCUGACACUUUGCGAUAUAGAAGAUGCAUAUACUGAGCCCAGUAGGAGAAGGACUAUUUUGAAAGGAAAAAAUUUUCAAUAUUUUUAUGAUGGAAAUCUUGGACUCAGCUGAACUAUAGGGAUUAUUUUAAAAGACUAUAUAGCUUCUGGUCAGAAUAUUUGGUGAUGGAAACUUGUUCAUUAUUUGUUAUCACUGAAAUAUUUGAAUUCUCUUUAAGUUUAGUUAAAUAUUUUGAUUUGUUCUGUGCCUUCAGUUUAAAUUAUUUUAGGAUUUUCUAUGUGUUUAAAUAAUUGUGUGAUAAUCAUUCAGGAUGGAAAUAAAAGACAUCAUCUCUGUAA
Molecule: messenger RNA, 4443 nt
Organism: Erinaceus europaeus (western European hedgehog)
Lineage: Eukaryota; Metazoa; Chordata; Mammalia; Eulipotyphla; Erinaceidae
Gene: LNX2
Product: ligand of numb-protein X 2
Exons: 10
Coding region: 280-2349 (689 amino acids)
Molecular function (GO): ubiquitin-protein transferase activity; metal ion binding; protein binding
Source: RefSeq, a predicted model, not a curated record